Trichosporon asahii var. asahii CBS 2479 is the source of this 1641-nucleotide messenger RNA. RefSeq names its product AMP binding protein. The record is from RefSeq and is a predicted model, not a curated record. The transcript has a single exon. Gene Ontology annotation, biological process: secondary metabolic process. The coding region runs from base 1 to 1641 and encodes 546 amino acids. Gene Ontology annotation, molecular function: CoA-ligase activity. NCBI's taxonomy places the organism in Eukaryota, Fungi, Basidiomycota, Tremellomycetes, Trichosporonales, Trichosporonaceae.
AUGGCCUCGAAUCCGGCGUCCAGGCGCAACUCGAUAUCCCACUGGCCCGAGAUUGACUUCUCGCGGCCUACAGCGCCGCCUCCAAAGCGAGUGAAGGAGGGAGUAAAGAUCUACGACUCGCCCAGUCCAGCGCCCUUCCUCGCUCAGAUCAACGUGUUCGACUUCCUCCUCCCCAAGUGCGAGGGGAUCAGUCCCAUGCCAACAUACUCGGGUGUCCUCCCCGCCAUACUCGAAGGAUCGAGGACAAUGUCAAGGCAAGAGUUGAGGGAUAUGAGCCUCCGCUUGGCUGCUGGGCUUGGGGCAUUGGGCGUGAAGAGCGGGGAUGUGGGGAUCGUGCGAGCGGAGGGGAUCGAGGGCAGCGUCGCGCUGUACGCGCUGCUCGCUGCUGGACUCGUGGCCAGUCCCUUGGUGCCGGAUGUGGACAUGGGACACCAGCUAGCCGACUCGCGGCCGAGUAUCGUCUUCGUCCCUCCGACCCUCCUGUCCACAUUCGAAACGACGAAUCAGCAGCUCGACCCCCGCAUCCCAGACGACAGAGUCAUUCUGCUCUCCCCGCCCAGCACCUCCUUCGACCUGCAGCCACAGCGCUAUCGAACGCUGUACGACGUCCUCGCCCCUCCAUCCGACCCGGUGUCGCUCAACGGCGCGGCCUCAAUGUCCCCGGCUUUGAGGCUGUAUACACCCGCCGGCCGCGCGGUCAUUCUGUCCCACCUAAAUGUGACUUCGCAACUCUCCUCUGCUCAACUAGAGCUCGGGCCGGGCGACGUCGCGCUCAUCGCUCCGGGAUCGCCGUUCAUCGCAUCCCUCAUCCCCCUAGCAUUAGGCGCGGCGGUCACGCACUCGAGCUCGAGCGCAAUCCUCACCUCGUUGGAGGACAGCGAAGCGACCCUCGCCUUCCUCCCACCACCGGCCAUCUCGGCUCUCCUCGCAAAACUGGCCUCGAGGGACGGGGAGGCGCGCGAACUCGGCCUGCGCUGCAUCAUCUCAACAGGCUCGCCCCUCCACUCCCUCGCUCGACGGGUGGAGCAUGCCUUGCCCUCUGUGCGUGUCCUUCCCGCGUACGCCACGGCCGAGACCGGUCUGGCGGUGAUGCACAACGACGAUCCGGACUCUACCGUCGGCACGCUCGCUGCAGGAUUACAGGCCCGCCUGGUGCAGAUGGACGGGAGCGACGCCCCGCUCGGCCCACUCGGCGGCAAGGGAGAAUUACUCCUCCGCGGCCCUAGUGUGUCGACUACGGGGCACUGGCACAGGACGGGCGACAUAGCUUCCGUUCGACACGGGCGCUGGAGCAUCCACGGCAAGAUUGCGAACCGCUUUUCCGUCGCUGGCACGCAGGUGUGUCCGGAACGGUUGGAGGCGCUGCUUCUCCGCCACCCACAUGUGCGCGAUGCGGCGGUCGCUGGGAGUGAGGAGGGCGUACGGGCGCAUCUUGUGCUGGACGCUGGAGGAGAGGGGCCAGAGGGGGUGGCCCAGCAUGUGAUGCGAUAUGUCCAGGGCCGCACGAGGAAGAGCAAGUGGGUGCGUGGAGUCGUCCUCGCCAGCGCUAUUCCGAGGACGAGCGCGGGGUUGGUCAGGCGCGGGGAGUUGGGUGCGGGGGAGGUUGUGCGGUAUGAGCCGUCGAGAUGGGCCCGCUUGUAG